CGUGUCCCAGCGCCCAACGAUGACGUGUUCUUCCAGCGCCCCGUCGUGAGGAAGUGUCGGUCCCCUCGAGCUGUUGAAAGGUGCCGGCGGAGCCUGUCAAGGUUACCUGGUUGGUGACUAAUUGUUCUGUGCUGCUUCUGCUGAGGCAAGAACUAUGUCAUGGAUCAAGGAAGGAGAGCUGUCGUUUUGGGAGCGGUUCUGUGCCAACAUCAUAAAGGCAGGCCCAAUGCCCAAACACAUUGCGUUUAUAAUGGAUGGGAACCGUCGCUAUGCCAAGAAGUGCCAAGUGGAGAGGCAAGAGGGUCACUCACAGGGCUUCAACAAACUGGCUGAGACUCUGCGUUGGUGUUUGAACCUGGGCGUCCUAGAGGUGACGGUCUACGCAUUCAGCAUUGAGAACUUCAAACGCUCCAAGAGUGAGGUAGAUGGGCUAAUGGAUCUGGCCCGGCAGAAGUUCAGCCGCUUGAUGGAAGAAAAGGAGAAACUGCAGAAGCAUGGGGUAUGUAUCCGGGUCCUGGGUGAUCUGCAUUUGUUGCCCUUGGAUCUCCAGGAGCUGAUUGCACAGGCUGUGCAGGCCACCAAGAACUACAACAAGUGUUUCCUGAACGUCUGUUUUGCUUACACAUCCCGUCAUGAGAUCAGCAAUGCUGUGAGAGAGAUGGCCUGGGGAGUGGAGCAAGGCCUGCUGGAUCCCAGCGAUGUCUCUGAGUCUCUGCUGGAUAAGUGCCUUUAUACCAACCACUCUCCUCAUCCUGACAUCUUGAUACGGACUUCUGGGGAAGUGAGGCUCAGUGACUUCCUCCUCUGGCAGACCUCCCACUCCUGCUUGGUGUUCCAGCCUGUUCUGUGGCCAGAAUACACGUUUUGGAACCUCUGUGAGGCCAUCCUGCAGUUCCAGAUGAACCAUAGCAUGCUUCAGCAGAAGGCCCGAGACAUGUAUGCAGAGGAUCGGAAGAGGCAGCAGCUGGAGAGGGACCAGGCUGCAGUGACAGAACAGCUGCUGCAAGAGGGGCUCCAGGCCAGUGGGGACGCCCAGCUCCGACGGACACGCUUGCACAAACUCUCAGCCAGACGAGAAGAGCGGGUCCAAGGCUUCCUGCAGGCCUUAGAACUCAAGCGGGCUGACUGGCUGGCACGUCUGGGCACUGCAUCAGCCUGAGUGAGGCUGGCCUCCUGCCACUUUGCCCUGCCCUCUGCCUCCAGGGCCCCACUCCCCUUUCUUUUCUUGGUGAAAGGUACCUCCCUCCUGAUGAUGAAUUGUGUUUCCUUUGCUUGGCAAGGGAGCCCCAGAGGCCAGGUUUGCUGGCCAUAGACAUCUUUGGGCUGCCUGGGACAGUGCCCCUGGAGAGGGUUGAGGGUGAGAGUCUCUCACAAGUACACUAAACCCAAACUCUGAUCCAGGUCAAACUCUGAUCACAAAUAGGUUCAGAGAGCAGAGGGCCCCAGCUCUUCCAUCUUUGCCACCUCUACCUGUACUCCUAGGUGCACUUUCUUUUUCCACCAGCACAUCCUUCAACACAAAGAAUUUCGGGGAAGAGUUCUCCCCAAAACCUUAGCCCUUUACCCAUCCAUCUUAGUCUUCACAAAAGAUGUGGACCCACCUUGGAUCUGCUGGUAAAUAGCUAAUAGGCAGCCAGCGUUAUUUAGGCAAGGAAGGGGAGGGAGAGACAGAAAGAAAAGUUGCCCAUCUGCUGCUCCUCCCCGUUGGCUGUCCACCUGGGAUUUGCUAUUGAAUCUCUACCCCCUCCCACCACACAGUGCUGACUGCUCACUGAAAGCAGCGCCCCCAAUGGUGCGCGGAAGCCAGGCGGGUGAUUACAAUCCAAUUACCUAUUGUCGACUCAGCCCACACAAGCUUUUCUCCUCUUGCAGGGCAUGGGGCCAGGCUCCACUCCCCAGUGAGACCGGUCCCCUCCAUGGCUACAGAGUAACAGAAGACCUAUAGGCCCUGGUGAAUCUAAUCCAGCACAGGCCACCUUCCCUGGAUCACAUCAGGACCAAGAGCACAGAAACAAGCACUUCUCCCAACUGACUGCCUCCUGCCCUCAGCAUCUCGGACUCUGCUUCCCACCUCAACAGCCUUUGAGGCUUUUCUCAGCUUUUGACCUGUCCCCCUAAGUAGACCGUGAGAUGAUUUAUUCCCAGCAUGGCAGAGUCUCAGCUUGUGAGGGCCAAGGUUGCCCAGCAGGGAGAAGAGGGCCAAGUCAAGGGCCGUGUCCUUUUCCUUACCUCUCCCUGCCAGGCCUCGCUGCAGAGCUGCUGAGAGGAUUAGUGCCUUUGAAGAGCUGUCUGAGCAGCUCUGUGCUUCAGGUGCCCCAGAGCAGCAAGCACCAGCGGGUAAUACCAACCAAAGGCUACUCUGUUUAGUCUUCCCGUUUUACUUUCUGCAAACUGUUUCCCAGCACCUCCCUCUAGGGGAGAGGUAGGAUCUUGCAAGCAGUGCUAAGAGCAUAUUCUUUAAAACCUGUAACUUCCCUAUACGCCAGUCUCCUCCCCUUUCUGUGCCUGGAUACCUGGCACAAGAGACCCUUUGGGCAUCUUCCCUGCUCCCAGAAUCAAACAUAAAUGCCCGGCACUGCGAUUGAGAAGCCAAUCAAUGCACCCUUUGGCAAGUCCCCCUCACACACCUGGCACUACCCACUACCAAUCCCUGGCACGGGGUUCCCAGAGAGCAGGUGCUGUACAUUUUCCAGCUUUACAAGGGGGCUGUUGACAGCCUUAAUUAGGGAGGCAUGAAUUAUGCGGCUAUAAUGCAGAGCCCUACAAUUAAGGCGGGAAUGAGGGGCUGGAGGCAGCAAAUGGAAUCUGCCCUGUGAGCAUGGUUGUUGAGUCCUAUCUCCUUUCUGGGUCUGACUUUCCCUACUAUGAUUGGGGUACAGCAAAGGUGAUUAAUGGGGCUGGUAUCUUUGGCCUGAGGUCCUGUAUUCUGGGAAAGGUACACAGUGGGGAGGGGUGAGGAGUGGCUGCCUCUAAGGGGUGGAAAGGAGAAGAGGCGGAGGGAUCGCUGCUGCUCAGGAACAGGGGCUGCAAAUAGUUGAUAUGAACUCACAGUGAUUGCUUUCUACCGGUGUGAUUUGUACAAACCAGCUCAACCCUUGCCUCAAGAAAUUAGGUGAGACCUAUUUAAAUGUCUUCCCACCUGUGAGCCAACCCCCCCCCAGUUGAGGAUAUUUAUCGUGUUGCGUUCUCUCGGGUGUCAAAUAGAAUUUUUAAAAUUCUUAGAUGUAAAACUUGUUUGCGAACAGUGCAACAGAAAAUCAUGUUUUGCUGCAGCAAUUGUCUACCUUCCUCAGGUGCACUUGGCUACCUCCAGUAUCCCUAGCUUUGGGGACGGGGUGGGGGAGCCACUGGAAGAGGCCUUUUUCCAUCGCAACCCCUGUACCUCUACUUGUUUCCUAAUGCCCGGACGCUUUCCUCCACCCUCCUUUUCCCUCGCGCAAGUGAAAGGAAGCCAGCCAGCCUGCCAGUGUGGAAGGAGGGAUUUCGCCAGCUGCGUCUGCAGCGCCCAGGGUUAGAGGCUGCAUCGGGUGGGGGCAGCUGAGCUUCAUGUCUCCGUAGCGGGUAAAGAUUAGAGGGAGGGGAGUGCUAGUAGGCCUUCUUGGCGGCCACUCUCCGUCAUUCGGUGGCGGGGUUCUGAGGUCCAGGAAUACAAGGACCUAGGAGAGCCAUCCACCCGACAGGCUUUGGGGGGGCUUCGUUGGUGUUUGGGGAGGCGGCUGAGCAACGGGUGCUGAAAGGACAGCUCCUACCUGCCCCACUGCACCCGAAAGGCACCUCUGCGUGUAAAGUCUCCCCCUGGAACCCCCACCCCACCUCGAGUGGACCGCCUUCCAGGUGAGGUGCCCGAGAGGCGUCCUCCGAGUGGCAGCCUGGAAGGAUGCACGUCCGGCUGCGCCGAGCUGGCUUCCCCGCUCUUUCCCCACUUCAGCGUCAGCCUUGGCCCUGGGAACUGCAGCCUGUGCCUCCAAGCCGCGCGCUUCCUCCCGCCUCCGGCGGAGAAGGGCAGUGCGGCCAGGCCUAGCAAACCCUUCUGCUGGGGCCCCCAGCGGGAACAGGAAGGAAAGCGGCUGAGAUGCGCCCUAAGUGUCGCAUGGCUUGGAGAAGUGGGUAGCUCGGUUGCAUAAGGUGGAAGGAACUUGGUAGUUUGGAAAAGCCAGCUCUUGGCGGGAGCCGAAACCCAGAGCCCGCCGAGUCGCACCACCCU
Molecule: messenger RNA, 4204 nt
Organism: Globicephala melas (long-finned pilot whale)
Lineage: Eukaryota; Metazoa; Chordata; Mammalia; Artiodactyla; Delphinidae
Gene: DHDDS
Product: dehydrodolichyl diphosphate synthase subunit
Biological process (GO): polyprenol biosynthetic process
Cellular component (GO): endoplasmic reticulum; dehydrodolichyl diphosphate synthase complex
Molecular function (GO): ditrans,polycis-polyprenyl diphosphate synthase [(2E,6E)-farnesyl diphosphate specific] activity
Source: RefSeq, a predicted model, not a curated record